CCGCUUGCCGGAAGAGGCGUCUGUUCUCAUUCAGGCUGAGAAGUCCGAGCGGUAGCGGCAGCCCCAGGAGAGGCCAGGCCGAAGCCGCCGGGAUGGAGGACAGCGAGUGGCGCAGCAACAACUUCAGGCAGAAGCUGGUCAGCCAGAUUGAAGAAGCAAUGAGGAAAGCUGGAGUUGCUCAUAAUAAAACCAGUAAAGAAAUGGAGAACCAUGUUUACAUGAAGGCCAAAUCACGGGAGGAAUAUCUUUCCCUCGUUGCAAGGCUCAUUAUCCAUUUUCGGGAUAUUCAUAACAAGAAGUCCCAGGCCUCUGAUCCUAUGCACGCACUACAGAAUCUAACAGGUGGGCCACCUGCAGGAACAGCCGCCAUGGGGAUGACUUCACGCCCUCAGGGAGCACCUAUGGGUGGCAUGAGUGGACUUGGCCCAAUGGGACAACAAAUAAGCCUCCCAGGACAGCAGCAGCCACCUCCUGGAACAGCUGGGAUAGCCACGCAUGGCAUUCCAGGCAUGCCUACAGCUAACCAACAAACUCAGCUUCAGCUCCAGCAGAUGGCACAGCAGCAGUUCCAGGGCCAGCAGCAGCAACAGCAGCAGGCUUUGCAGCAGCAGCAGUUCCAGGCCCAGCAGACGGCGCUGCAACAGCAGUUCCAGGCUCAGCAGCAGCAGGCUGCAGCAGUGGCACAGCAGCAGCAAAUGCAAGCAGUCCAGCAGCAGCAGCAGCAACAGCAGCACUUGCUGAAAAUACAGUUGCAGCAGCAAAGCCUGCAGCAGCAAAGCCAGCAGCAGCAACAUCAACUACAGCGAAUUGCUCAAAUGCAGCAGAUACACCAGCAGGCAGCUCAGGCUAUCCAGGCCCAGCAGCAGCAGCAGCAGCAGCAGCAGCAGCAGCAGCAGCAACAACAACAGCAGCAGCAACAACAGCAGCAGCAGCAGCAGCAGCAGCCUCCCUUGACACAGCAGGUACUGCAGCAGCAGAUGCAACAGAUGCAGCAGCAGCAGCAGCAGCAGCAGCCUCAACAGCAGCAAGUGUCACAAGCUCAGCUGUCUCAGCUUCCACCGCAGCCAAUGGUGUCUCAGGCACAGACAGUUCCAGGACAGAUUCCUGGUCAGGUCAUGCCUCUAACAUUAACACCCCAGCAGUUAAAAGUCAUACAGGUAAGAACUAUGCAGCAGCAGCACCACCAACAGCAGCAGCAACAGCAACAACAGGCAGCCGCACAGGCGCAGGCUGCUCAGAUGGGAGCAUCAGGACAGAUGAUCACCGCCCGAGGUGGGAUGCAAAUAAGACCACGGUUCCCGCCUACCACCGCUGUAUCUGCCACGCCUCCAAGCACCAUUCCUUUGGGUGGACAGCAAAUGCCUCAGGUCAGCCAAAGUAGCAUCACCAUGAUGUCCUCUCCUUCACCAGUCCAGCAAGCCCAGACAUCCCAGCCAAUGCUUCCACCACCUCAGCCACAGCCCUCUCCCCAGCCAGGGCAGCUGACUUCCCAGCCCAACUCCAAUGUCAGCUCCGGUCCAGCCCCAUCUCCCAGCAGCUUUCUUCCCAGUCCAUCUCCACAGCCUUCCCAGAGUCCAGCAGCUGCACGAACGCCACAAAACUUCAGUGUCCCUUCUCCACUCAAUACACCAGGCAACCCCAACUCGGUCAUGAGCCCAGCCAGCUCCAGCCAGUCAGAGGAGCAGCAGUACCUGGAGAAACUCAAGCAGCUCUCCAAGUUCAUUGAGCCUCUCCGGAGGAUGAUCAACAAAAUAGAUAAGAAUGAAGACAGGAAGAAGGACCUGAGUAAGAUGAAAAGCCUCCUGGAUAUUCUAACUGAUCCUUCCAAACGCUGUCCUCUGAAGACUUUGCAAAAAUGUGAAAUUGCUCUGGAGAAGCUCAAGAAUGACAUGGCUGUGCCUACCCCCCCACCCCCUACAGUGCCUCCCACCAAACAGCAGUACCUGUGCCAACCCCUGCUCGAUGCAGUGCUGGCAAAUAUUCGUUCCCCUGUAUUCAAUCAUUCCCUCUACCGGACCUUCAUGCCAGCUAUGACAGCUAUCCAUGGCCCACCUAUCACGGCUCCAAUAACUUCCCCUCGGAAGCGAAAGUACGAAGAAGAUGAAAGACAAACCAUACCAAAUGUAUUACAAGGAGAGGUUGCUAGGCUGAACCCCAAGUUCUUGGUAAACCUGGAUCCGUCCCACUGCAGCAAUAAUGGCACAGUCCACCUCAUAUGCAAGCUAGAUGACAAGAACCUUCCGAAUGUUCCACCGCUGCAGCUCAGUGUCCCAGCCGAUUAUCCGGAUCAGAGCCCCCUGUGGAUUGAUAACCGUCAACAAUAUGAAGCAAACCCCUUCUUGCAGUCAGUGUAUCGCUACAUGAUGUCCAAAUUGCUGCAGCUUCCUGACAAGCAUUCGGUCACAGCGCUUCUCAACACCUGGGCACAGAGUAUCCGCCAGGCCUGCCUGUCUGCUGCCUAAUGUCAUCUCCCCUUGCUGGGCCACAGCUGGAAGAACCACAGAAGCGGAAGCCUUAACUCAUAUUUGUUUGCUAGGAGCCAGGCUUCAUAAAGAGGGUCUGGCAGUAGGUUUAGCUCUUGUGCUCCUUGCCAGUGGCUGGAUGCAUAUGAUGGAUUUGACAAGAGUCUCGAGAUGGACAUGU
This is a messenger RNA of Euleptes europaea (tarantolino), 2643 nucleotides long. It is a transcript of the gene MED15, whose product is annotated as mediator complex subunit 15. Lineage: Eukaryota; Metazoa; Chordata; Lepidosauria; Squamata; Sphaerodactylidae. Gene Ontology annotation, molecular function: transcription coregulator activity. Gene Ontology annotation, biological process: regulation of DNA-templated transcription. The record is from RefSeq and is a predicted model, not a curated record. The transcript has 18 exons. The coding region runs from base 93 to 2462 and encodes 789 amino acids.